Messenger RNA from Oryza sativa Japonica Group (Japanese rice), 1984 nucleotides. Its product is annotated as aspartyl protease family protein 1. Gene Ontology annotation, molecular function: aspartic-type endopeptidase activity. The record is from RefSeq and is a predicted model, not a curated record. Gene Ontology annotation, biological process: proteolysis. NCBI's taxonomy places the organism in Eukaryota, Viridiplantae, Streptophyta, Magnoliopsida, Poales, Poaceae.
UCUCUCCGUAUAAAGUUGAUACUAGCUUUUUCUUCUCUCUGCGUUUGCUUUGCUUUGCUUCGUUGCGAGCUAUGGUUGGUGGUGGUGGUGGUGUGGUGGUUGUUCGGGCUGUGCUGCUGCUGCUCGCCGCCGUGGCCGCGGCGGAGGCGCUGAGCCUGGACGUCCACCACCGGUACUCGGCGGCGGUGCGCCGGUGGGCGGCCGCCGCCGCGCCGCCACACGGGACGGCCGAGUACUACGCCGCGCUUGCCGGCCACGACGGCCUGCGCCGCCGGUCGCUCGGCGUCGGCGGCGGCGGCGGCGGCGCCGAGUUCGCCUUCGCCGACGGCAACGACACCUACCGCCUCAACGAUUUCGGAUUUUUGCAUUACGCGGUGGUGGCGCUGGGGACGCCGAACGUGACGUUCUUGGUGGCGCUCGACACCGGCAGCGACCUCUUCUGGGUGCCAUGCGACUGCCUCAAGUGUGCUCCUUUCCAAUCCCCCAACUACGGAAGCUUGAAGUUCGACGUGUAUAGCCCUGCGCAAUCGACUACUAGCCGGAAGGUCCCGUGCAGUAGCAACUUGUGUGAUCUCCAAAAUGCCUGCCGUUCUAAGAGUAACAGCUGCCCCUACAGUAUCCAGUACUUGUCGGAUAACACCUCAUCCUCUGGGGUAUUAGUGGAGGAUGUCUUGUACUUGACAUCUGACUCCGCGCAAUCGAAAAUCGUUACAGCUCCGAUAAUGUUCGGCUGUGGACAGGUUCAGACAGGAUCGUUUCUAGGCAGUGCUGCGCCAAACGGUCUGCUUGGGCUUGGGAUGGACAGCAAAUCGGUUCCUAGCUUGCUAGCAAGCAAAGGACUUGCUGCUAAUUCUUUCUCCAUGUGCUUUGGCGAUGACGGUCAUGGUAGGAUCAAUUUUGGGGACACAGGAAGCUCGGAUCAGAAGGAAACUCCAUUGAAUGUUUAUAAACAGAAUCCAUAUUACAACAUAACUAUCACGGGAAUUACGGUGGGAAGUAAAUCGAUCAGCACAGAGUUCAGUGCUAUUGUUGACUCUGGCACGUCUUUCACGGCUCUGUCUGAUCCAAUGUAUACUCAAAUCACUAGCAGUUUUGAUGCACAAAUCCGUUCGAGCCGAAACAUGCUUGACUCUUCCAUGCCGUUUGAAUUUUGCUACUCAGUAAGUGCCAACGGAAUUGUUCAUCCAAAUGUAAGUCUGACAGCAAAAGGUGGAAGCAUAUUUCCUGUUAACGAUCCAAUAAUUACCAUAACGGACAAUGCUUUUAAUCCAGUUGGGUACUGCUUGGCUAUUAUGAAGAGUGAGGGUGUUAACUUAAUAGGAGAGAAUUUCAUGUCUGGACUGAAGGUCGUCUUUGACCGAGAGAGAAUGGUGUUGGGCUGGAAAAACUUCAACUGCUACAACUUCGACGAAUCGAGCAGACUUCCGGUGAACCCCAGCCCUUCAGCUGUUCCUUCGAAACCCGGUCUUGGUCCGAGUAGCUACACCCCUGAAGCAGCCAAAGGAGCUUUGCCAAACGGCACCCAGGUCAAUGUGAUGCCUUCAGCAAGCUCACCGCUGCAACCGCAGAGCGUUUCCGCCACCAUUGUUCUCCUAUUCCUCAUCGUUCUCUGAAUUCUGAAUUCUGAUCAGCUCAGCUCCAGCCACCAUAGCUUCAGAGCUCCAUUAUCCUGUAUUGAUGAUUUGAUUACACAUAGGAUCACAUUCUUUUUCUUCCUUGUUUUUGUAGUUGCUGUAGGGCUAUAGGAGUUGUAGAGUUGUAGAGAGGAUAGAUCACACUCACAAGAAUCGUCAUAGAGAGGCCAUUUUUCAGUUGAUUUUUUUUACGUGUUCAUAUGUAUAAACCUCAUAAUAAUGCAUUCCACUGAGGGUUUGUUUCAGGUGGAUUGAUGCACAUGUAUACAGGAUUUUGAUGUAUUGACUCAAUAGAUUAAUGAUGAUACUGGCCUAUAUAUAUAAUUGGAGAGAGUGUGCGUUUGAGUUCA